This is a messenger RNA of Amoebophrya sp. A120, 510 nucleotides long. The record is from the annotation of a GenBank genome assembly. NCBI's taxonomy places the organism in Eukaryota, Dinophyceae, Syndiniales, Amoebophryaceae.
CGGAGCACAUAUUGCGGACGCCGCAAGCAUGGCACGAACCGGGUCCGCGCUGCUCAGCACGAAAAUCGACUUGCUGACCACGCAGUAUCAAAAGUAAAAAUGUCUGGGUCUGGAAACUUGUGAUGCUGGGUGGCGUCUCAUGAUGAGGCUACAAAUGCUGGCUCAGCAUGACAAGUUUCUGAGCUCCUAGGUGUUGCCUAUUCUGCAUGACAAACUGCGCUUCUGCAUCACAGAAAAACGGAGCUCUUGGGUAACGUGCAUGACAGAUUUAAGAGUCAUGCCAGACGAGCAUGACAAAGAUGAAUUCUUCCAGACCCAGACAUUUUUGCAAUCCAUACGCAGGAAAGGGAAACAAAACGGGGCAGGAGCAGUAGGGACCGUGGUCGAGGAGGACACCAAGACGGAGAAAAACAACACGCACGGCGGAGAAGCGCGGACCGGAACAACUCGUCGAAGGAGAGAAAUCGCGCAACUUCCAGAGACCGGAAUCAUGAUGCGCGAAGUCGCAGC